AUGUCUUCCACGGGGUUCUCGAUCGACACAUCAUUCCUAUCAGACGGUAGCCUACAUGAAGCCUACGAGCUUGAAAUGCAAUCGAAAAACGGCGAGCUCGUCCGCUUCGGCGAGCUAGUCGCUGACAAGGGCGACUCAGUCACCACGGUGGUAAUUUUUGUGAGGCACUUCUUCUGCAUCUAUGACCAAGACUAUGUCCGCAAUCUCGCCACACAGAUGACGCAAAAGAUACUGGGCACGAUACCAGACCACGCUAAGCCAGCGCAGGUUAUCAUUAUCGGUUGCGGUGAUCAUACCCUCAUCGGACCGUACAUGGAAGAAACAUCCGAUGCCUUCGAGAUAUAUACCGAUCCGUCGACUAAAAUAUACAACCAGCUUCAGAUGAAGAGAACCUGGUCGGGAUUUAAUGAACCCCCGCCGUACUCGCUGGAAUCGUUCCCGAGUGCUUUAUUCAAGGAUUUGAAGCAGAGAUGGAAACGCGGAUGGUCGGCGCUCAAGGGUGGUCCUGGUGAUCAGCAGGGGGGCGAAUGGAUUUUUCAAAAUGGGAAGUUGAAAUAUGCUCAUCGCAUGCAGAGUGCGAGUGAUCAUUUGACGGCUGAUCGCCUACUUGGUAUUUUGACGGGGGAACAAGUAGAGAAAGAAAAUAAAUGA
Molecule: messenger RNA, 651 nt
Organism: Penicillium nucicola
Lineage: Eukaryota; Fungi; Ascomycota; Eurotiomycetes; Eurotiales; Aspergillaceae
Product: peroxiredoxin-like family protein
Exons: 2
Coding region: 1-651 (216 amino acids)
Source: RefSeq, a predicted model, not a curated record